AUGGGGCGCCCGGCCCUGGUCGCAGCCGCCGGCAACCGCCGCGCGCCGGCGACGCGCCGGACCCAGUUGCUGCGGGCCUUGCUGCAGCAACGGGCGCAGCCCGAGGCCCGCAGUGCGGAUGGCUGGGACGCGUUGAUGUGGUCGGCGCAACUGGGGAACUGCGAGGAUUGCCGCAUCCUCUUGGAGGCACGUGCCUCGCCCAACGCGGUCUCGUCCGAUGGGACCUCGCCCUUGCUGUGUGCGGUGCGAGCGGACGCGGCGCCCUUGGAGGUGGUGAAGCUUCUUUUGGCCUACCGGGCAGAUCCUGCCCUUGUGCCCAUGCAGAGCCCCUUUGACGAAUACGUGGAUAUGGAUGUGAGAGAAGCCUUGGCACGAGCCCCACAGCAACGAUGA
Molecule: messenger RNA, 393 nt
Organism: Durusdinium trenchii
Lineage: Eukaryota; Dinophyceae; Suessiales; Symbiodiniaceae
Source: the annotation of a GenBank genome assembly